AUGGUAUAUACUGAAGAGAGGCUCAAGCAUGCUCUCGAGGUCUUUCGUGAAUCCAAGCCUUACCGCGAGCGGCGAGGCCUUUCCAGCAACCACCUCGAGAGCCAUAUCGAGAGUAAAUGUAGGCAGCAUCGCACUCGGAGUGGCAAUGUGUCUUUUGCAUAUAGGACAACAGUCGGAGGGACAUGGAACGAUAAGGACGAAAGUGAUGAUUAUUGUCCGGGAAAGAGGAAGAGAGUCGCAAAAUCCCAGAAAGCGGCACAUAAGCCGGCGAAAAGAAAGCGGUGUGAUGCGGGUGAACGGCGAAACUGUAGGGAUUCUAAGCGCCACAAGAUAUCGUAUACGUCUGGAAGGCAGAAUGGAUUGAGUCUCAAGGUGAGUAUCAAGUUCGAGUCUGAUGCCGCCAGAGCCAGGGUCGCCGAACUGUUUCCAACGUUGGUCCACGAUGCUGAACAGAGUAACAACGUGCAUCAUAUCAACGACUACGACAGAGAAGCCGACGGUAAACACCCCGUCUGUCCUCACUCAAGCGCUUCCUCUCUUUCUUCCCACGAGUUUAUUGCUCAGCCUCUGGAACAGCGCAAAGCGGAGCUUCAAUUUGCAGGAUCCAAAAAAAGUCUCGGUUUACAUGAACCGAGUCAACAGCACUUGCCAAGGGCUUGCGAGUCAGAUCCUAUUAUCAUCAUCGACGACAGUGAUGAUCCUACUGAUUAUGGAGACACCCUCAGUGGAACCAAGUUUUCCGAGCUUGCUGGUCAAACGAAGAUUAUCAAGACUAACUGGGCCCAUCCAAUCGAUUAUCGCUCCAAGCCAGAGGUCUGUGAUUUCUGUCAAGACUUCAGAUAUCCACUUUUUGGAUGUGGUGCGGUCAACGUUGAAGUCAUCCAGCUGGAGCCAGGGGUCUACGAAGAGAUGGGCGGCGGGCACAGGGAAAGGGGCAUAGCACCCACCAAGAUCUGUCUGAAUUGCUCUUUGGAGAGAAUCACUAUUGCGAAAUGCCCUGGACAUAAGAUAUUGCCUGUUGCUGGGUACCACGAGGAAGAAUUCGACCACCCGUCCUUCCUGAGCCAAAUCACUUCUUCACCAUAUCCCGAGCAUCCUACCUGCUCUGUUUGCAUCAAACCUGCCUUCUAUGCAUGUGGCGCUACGCAGAAGGAGGACCCUUUCGGUCUUCCAGUCACAGGAGAAGAUGCCAAUGGUUGUGGUCUCCUCCUUUGCAAAGACUGUGCUGGCGUGGUUGCGAACUUUGGUUUAGAUAUGGAGUAUCUAGAAGGAUUCUGCGAGAGCAGCAAAAUACUGAGGGCGGACCGUGAAUUCUUGCUGCCUGGAAGCGAUCUGUGGCUGGCAGAAACGCAAGUAUGUCUCAUCAUGGUGGGCUUGCCCGCCAGAGGUAAGAGCCUCAUAGCUGGAAAAGUACCGAAGGAAGGAGAAUGCUCAACCAGACGCGAGCUUCUUCGAACCGCAGCCGUAACAGACCUUCUGAAAUGGUUCAAAGCAGACACAAAUAACACGGUGGCCAUCCUUGAUGCGACCAACUCAACAAGAGACCGACGCAAAUGGGUGCACGAGCGCAUCACGGCAGCCGGUAUUGAUGCUAUCUUCGUGGAAUCCAAAUGCGACGAUGAAAAGCUGAUCAUGAGUAAUAUCCUGGAAGUGAAGACCACUUCGCCCGAUUAUAAGGGCCAGGAUCCUGAAGCAGCGGCAAGAGACUUCCGCAAGCGAAUUGCGAAUUAUGAAAAGGUCUAUGAGACCAUUGACGAAUCCGAAAAAGGUUAUGCUUAUGUGAAGCUCAUCAACGUGGGCCACCAAGUCAUCAUCAACCUCAUCCAAGACUACCUUUCGAGUCGCCUUGUGUACUAUCUUAUCAACCUUCACAUUAAACCACGGCACAUCUGGCUAUCACGACAUGGAGAAUCUGAAUACAACCUGCAAGGCAAGAUCGGGGGUGAUGCGAAUCUAUCACCGCGGGGCGAGCUAUACGCACAAGCUCUUCCAGGCAUUGUUCGACGGUCGGGGGUACCGCAGGACACGAGGCUCGUCAUAUGGACAUCUACACUCAAAAGAACGAUCCAGACGGCGCGAUAUCUGCAAGCCGAGACCAAGUGGGAUCAGCUCGAGUGGAAAGCUCUUGAUGAGCUAGACUCGGGUGUCUGCGAUGGGAUGACGUAUGGUGAAAUCGAGAAAACGUACCCUGAUGAUUUUGCGGCGCGAGAUCAAGACAAAUACAAUUACCGAUACCGCGGUGGAGAGUCGUAUCGCGAUGUAGUCAUUCGACUGGAGCCGAUCAUUAUGGAGUUGGAGAGAAGCGACAACAUCAUCAUCGUCACGCACCAAGCCAUUAUUCGGUGCAUAUAUGCAUAUUUCAUGGAUUCCAGCUCCGAUCAGUCGCCAUGGAUGGAAGUCCCACUUCACACGCUGAUGAAACUCACACCUAAGGCUUACGGAACGAAAGAAGAGCGGUUCAAGGCAGAUAUCCCGGCAGUGUCGACGUGGCGUGGGAAGGGAAGUGCGGCAAAACAUCACGACUCCAUCUCCGACCCCAAUGGACCGCCAACCAUCAUUAUGGGGUCUCCAGAGAACUGA
Endocarpon pusillum Z07020 is the source of this 2580-nucleotide messenger RNA. RefSeq lists its product as uncharacterized. The record is from RefSeq and is a predicted model, not a curated record. The transcript has 4 exons. Gene Ontology annotation, biological process: fructose 2,6-bisphosphate metabolic process; fructose metabolic process. Gene Ontology annotation, molecular function: ATP binding; 6-phosphofructo-2-kinase activity; fructose-2,6-bisphosphate 2-phosphatase activity. NCBI's taxonomy places the organism in Eukaryota, Fungi, Ascomycota, Eurotiomycetes, Verrucariales, Verrucariaceae. Gene Ontology annotation, cellular component: cytosol. Bases 1 to 2580 code for a protein of 859 amino acids.